Molecule: messenger RNA, 1005 nt
Organism: Lottia gigantea (owl limpet)
Lineage: Eukaryota; Metazoa; Mollusca; Gastropoda; Lottiidae
Exons: 7
Biological process (GO): monoatomic ion transport; transmembrane transport
Cellular component (GO): membrane
Molecular function (GO): monoatomic cation channel activity
Source: RefSeq, a predicted model, not a curated record
AUAUUUCAGAGUGAAGCCCCGUACCUCCGAGAUAGAUGGUGUCAGUUUGAUGGAGUAAUGGUUUUAUUUCUGUGGACAUCAGUUGUUUUACAGGUAUUUGAAAUAACCAAUAGAAUACCACCCAAUUCUCCAGGAUCAGCAUUACGUAUCUUACGAUCACCUCGACCACUACUUAUUGUCAGAGUCUUUAGAGUCUUCCUCAAAUUUGAACUGCCACGAAACAGAAUCAAUCAGAUCUUCAAGCGAUCAAGUCAACAGAUUUAUAAUGUCACCAUAUUCUUCCUCUUCUUUAUGUCUUUAUAUGGUAUUCUGGGAGUACAGUUUUUUGGUGAAAUGCAACAUCAUUGUGUUAAGAAUGGUACUGAUCUCAAGAAUGUGACUGUUUGGGAUCUAGCUGUACCAGAUACCUACUGUUCUCCAGAUCCUAGUUUUGGUUAUCAAUGUAAGAAUGGCAUGGUUUGUGAAUACCUAGAUUUACCUAAAGAAAUUAUGGGAUUUAAUGGUUUUGAUAUGUUCACUACCAGCAUAUUUACUGUCUAUCAAGCUGCCUCUCAAGAAGGUUGGGUUUUUUUAAUGUACAGAUCAAUAGAUAGUUUACCAGCAUGGAAAUGUUUUCUCUAUUUUAUAUCCUUAAUUUUCUUCCUGGCCUGGCUUGUCAAGAAUGUCUUUAUUGCUGUUAUUAUUGAAACCUUUGCUGAAAUUAGAGUUCAGUUUCAACAGAUGUGGGGAUCAAGAGGUAGUGCUGCUCAAUCAGAUUCUUCACAGGUGAUUCAAUCAGAUGGUGAAUCAUGGAAGUUAGUUAUAAUGGAUGAAAAUAAAACUAAAGGUCUGGCACCAGAUGCUCUGACAGCCCUGGUCAAAUCUAAUCUGUUUCAUACUUUAAUAUUAAUACUAGUAUUAGCUGCUGCUAUAACAGAAGCCAGUCUUCAUUUUGAUCAUAAAACUAAAAAUCCUAAAGACACCCUUGAUAAUUUCUAUUAUUCAGAGGUAAGUAUGGUUUUAUGA